This is a messenger RNA of Hydatigera taeniaeformis, 321 nucleotides long. The record is from the annotation of a GenBank genome assembly. NCBI's taxonomy places the organism in Eukaryota, Metazoa, Platyhelminthes, Cestoda, Cyclophyllidea, Taeniidae.
AUGUCCCAGUACUCAAACGUUAUCAAAGGUGCUUUAAAACUGAAGACGGAAGGCAGGAUAACAAAGAAGUCUAAGAAGCGUGCUCUCAAAUCCAGUGAGAAACGAGAUCCUAAUAAAGACAUGCUAGAGGAUAGAAGUGAGGCAAAGAUCACGAAGACUGCUGCAGAGGUGGAAUUUGAGAAGAAGAAAGAAAAAAGGAUGAUGGAAAGGAUUCUGACAAAGGCGGAAAAGUCACACAAGCAGCGAAUCAUGGAGUUCAAUGAACAUCUAAAUUCCAUGAGUGAGCAUUUUGAUAUUCCUAAGGUGUCGUGGACGAAGUGA